This is a messenger RNA of Didymodactylos carnosus, 450 nucleotides long. The record is from the annotation of a GenBank genome assembly. Lineage: Eukaryota; Metazoa; Rotifera; Eurotatoria; Philodinida; Philodinidae.
AUGGGUACUGAAGCGGUAUUAUUAAAUGUAUUCCAUUCAGUACCAUCUGCUAACGGUUGCUUGGAUUUAUUAUUGUCAUUUUACAUUUUUGAAGCACAACAAAUGGCUACAGUGUCCUUGAACGAAAUUAAUACUGUGGACGAUUUAAAAAAAUAUUUAAAUGAUAAUGAACAAAAGCUUAUUGUUAUUCAAUUUAGUCUACGGUAUCCUGAGCGUCGUGAUUUCGUUGAAAAUAGUAUCAGACAAUGGAUAACGGAGUAUAGUAAUCGUGUCUUGUUUGUUAAAUGUAAUGUUCAACAUAAAGAAAAUCGUUUUAAAACCGAAUAUAACAUUCAAAAUGUGCCAACAUACAUCUUAUUCCAAAAUAAUAAAGAAGUUGCCCGACUAACAAAUACGAAUGAAGAUGAGUUGAAAAAAGCGAUUAAUCAACAAUUACCACAACAAAAUUAA